UCGGGAAGACUCUUGCCAUGCCACAGCCGACUCCUGGAGAUUCUGCUGGACUGGCACCGCUGAACUCCGAGGUACCACACAGCCACAGUGACAGAUGCUGGUGCCUGUAGAGGCCUCUCCCUCAGCAUGGAUGAUUUGGACUACAGCGUGCACAUCGCCGAGCGAGACUGGGACUCCUUUUACCAGGAGAGCGAGGAAUGCGACCUCCGGCAGGCGGCGCUCGCGGGCCUCGACGAGUCGGGCCUGAGCGACUUCGACGAGUCAGAAUGCUUCCUGCUAGGGUCCCGCCGCUCCAUCGACGGCACCACGGAUUUCACAGGGCCGACCGAUGAACAUUGUCGCGGUGUCGGUGGCGCUAAAGGCCCUGAGGACGUUUCCCCUGGCAGUAAGGAGGAUGAGUGUCAGCAGUCAGUAAACCAUGGGGCACCCAGGGACUCUGAGGGCGCGACAGCAGAGGAAGAGCAUGUAGUUAAAACCGACCAUCCUGGAAUGAUCGAGCUAACCAUGGAAUCAGCUGAACAGGGGAAUAAGGGGUCCACUGAGCAACUUACAGAUGAGAGGGUACUUCAGGUCUCCAAUGAUGUGGCUGUAGAAUCUGCACUAUUAACCAGCAAGGAUAGUGGACUUUAUAGCAGUCCCACUGAAGAGGACCUCCUGUCUGGGUUUAAAGGAUCGCAGGAAAGAGGGAACACAGGAGAAGAGGGGGCAGAUGGAGAUCUGUCAUCUCUAACAGGGUCCUCUGCCUCCUCCUUUGACCCUGACCUGGGAUUACAAAUGGGUGCAGUAGCAGGGCCUAGUCCAGACACACCUGAGAGGGACGAACCACUCAAAGAUGGAAACGAGGCACCCAGGAAAGAGAAAGAACGAUGGUUUGUGACCGUGAAUGUCGGCCAGCCGCGGCCCAGGGAAAACGCCGUGGCAAAAAAAAAAAAAAAGAAAAAAAAGCUGUAGUGAAGACCUGCUGGGAACAGGCUAUGGGUUUGAGGGGCAGGACCCAGCCUUUCAGAGUGUUUCAGAAGCAGAGAGAUUGGGUGUUUUGGAGCCAGAGAGACAGGAAUUGGACAGUACCCCUGAAUAUUUUUCCCAUGACUGUGAGCACCUUUUGGCAGACCCUGAUUCUAAACAAUCCAGUAAACCCCCUAUUUCAACUAAAGCCCAACACCACAAACUGAAAAAUGUUCAGAGUUCAUGGCCACCUGCACAGGAGCUUUCUUCUGUCUUACAGACUAACAAUAGUUUUGAAGCAUACAGGGAAGAGCUUCAAAAGAACCAAUGUGUAGAUGAUCUCCAAGAGAGACAGACAUUGACAGCUGGGCACAAUUUACACUGUAAUUCACAUUUAAGCGCUGUGCCCCAGAGUCAAGACAACCUGUCAGUACUUCCACAGAUGGACGAUGCACUUCAGAGCUCUCCGCCCACCUGUGCUAUGGUGAAUGAAAGGACAGACUCAUCAGAAUCUGCUCCUGUUGGAACCAGUAUCCCCCCAAGGCACCAGCAUCUUCUUGCAAAGCUGUUGUUUUCAGCUCAAGAUGACUCUGGUCGUGGCAUGUUAGUCUUGCGCACAGACUUUCACCAGGAGGAAUUUCCAAGAUCCCUCAAUCAUCUUCCACCCUCUAAGGAGGAUGGAAAAGAAGACAGUCAACAUGGCAUGCUGGCACUCACGCAGAAUGAUGGCACAGCUCAGAAUUGUCCAGAGCGUAGCAGCUCUCCAGAGACAACCGUCUCUGUAGAAUUGGCAGAAACUGGUAACCCUUGCUUAUCUGAGCUCAUCCCUGGUUUUGAGGAGCCAUGCUCCACAAUAGUUCCUGAGAGGUCUAAUAGACAGGACCUUCCAGAUCCUCCAGAUCAAGAAACCAUACGCCCAGAUGUAACAGACAAACAAAAUGUAUUGCCACGCUUGCAGUGCAUAAGUGUGUGUGAGCAGAAUUCAGGAACUGAGCUGGUUGGCUCAGAGCAGGCCGAAGGAUGUCUUUUAGUGCCCAAAAUGACAGAAAACUUUGUUCCUAACAUCUACAAUGGUAUUGAUUAUUCUGGAGAUGAUGCAAGAUCUCAAAAGAAUGAAAGCUGUCUAGAUCAUCAAAUAGAAGGGGACUUUGCGAUUGAUGAACCAGUGCAGUUACAAGAAAACAGUGUAGCCUGUCUGUGUGUUAUUGAAGAAGAUGAUGCACAGGUGAAACAUUUAACCCAUGAAAGAGAUUCCACUCUCUCUGCUUCUGAAAGUACUCAGCCCCUAAUUGUCACCAAUGAUAAUUUUUAUCCACAGUUUGAAAAAAGGUCAGAUUUUCCCACAACACACACAGCAGGGAAAUACAUGGCAGUGGCACAGCCCCACCUAGAACAUGCAACAGUACUAGCUACCAGUAACCCCACAAACACAAGCGAAAACUUUCUUGAAGUUGAUCCGAAGGACAGCUUGAUGCUUGAUUGCCAAAAACGUGAGACCCUGACACAGACUGACAGUAAUGAGUGUGUAAUUGACGAUGAGUGCUCUGAGUUCAUGCAGUCUCCAGUGCAUUGGAUAGAGGGUGAUGUGAAGGAAUUACGGAGCAAAGAUGUAUUGAAGGAGAACACAUCUCCUGCCCUCAGUGAUGUUCACACCCACCAGCUUAAUGCUGAUAGUAGCAUGGAGAGUGAAUCUGCUUUUCCCCAAGAGCAAAUAACUUGCAGUGAUGAGCUGGAGAACAGAGAGCUGGAUCAGAUGUUGGACCCAACGC
Messenger RNA from Megalops cyprinoides (Indo-Pacific tarpon), 2714 nucleotides. RefSeq lists its product as uncharacterized. Gene Ontology annotation, cellular component: nucleus; cytoplasm. The transcript is spliced from 2 exons. The record is from RefSeq and is a predicted model, not a curated record. The coding region runs from base 127 to 951 and encodes 274 amino acids. NCBI's taxonomy places the organism in Eukaryota, Metazoa, Chordata, Actinopteri, Elopiformes, Megalopidae. Gene Ontology annotation, biological process: regulation of DNA-templated transcription; response to muscle activity.